AUGACAGAAUUCUCGCUCCAUCCAGACACUGACUCCUAUGCCGCCUCGGGCUAUGGGACACGCAUGGGCUGGGGAAACUUCCCAGCACUUGUUCUCAUCGAUGUCUGCAGAGGAUACUGGGCCGAUAACUCGCCUCUCGACAUCCGAUCACAUGCCCCUUCGGCUACAGCCCCAGAUGUUAUGCGCCGACUUCUUGCUGCCGCGCGACACGCAUCGAUCCCAAUAUACUGGACGGCAGUAGAGUACACGGAGCCUAAUAUGCGCGAUGCGGGCUUGUUUUGGUUAAAGGCCAAAACACUGAGUGCGUGGCAUGUUGACGACAAACGAGGCCUAGGUGAUUGGGUUGAAGGUCUGGUGCCCGACAAAGGCGAAAUGGUUGUCAAGAAACGCUACCCCAGCGCUUUUUUUGGGACAACGCUGGCUACCGAAUUGAAAGUCAGGGGAGUGGACACUGUUGUUCUCUGUGGGGUCAGCACCAGUGGGUGUGUAAGAGCCUCGACUCUUGAUGCCAUGUGCUACGGCUUUAGACCUAUGGUUGUCGGGUCUGCGUGUGGAGACAGAAGCGAUGCCAUCCACGAGGGAAACCUGUUUGAUUUGAACGCUAAGUAUGCGGACGUGGUGACGGAAAAGGAUGCAAUUGAUCACAUCUCAUUCAAUUGGCCUCAAUCCUGA
Geosmithia morbida is the source of this 672-nucleotide messenger RNA. Its product is annotated as Nicotinamidase-related amidase. The coding region runs from base 1 to 672 and encodes 223 amino acids. The record is from RefSeq and is a predicted model, not a curated record. The transcript has 2 exons. NCBI's taxonomy places the organism in Eukaryota, Fungi, Ascomycota, Sordariomycetes, Hypocreales, Bionectriaceae.